This is a messenger RNA of Debaryomyces hansenii CBS767, 3576 nucleotides long. RefSeq lists its product as uncharacterized. Bases 1 to 3576 code for a protein of 1191 amino acids. The record is from RefSeq and is a predicted model, not a curated record. NCBI's taxonomy places the organism in Eukaryota, Fungi, Ascomycota, Pichiomycetes, Serinales, Debaryomycetaceae. The transcript has a single exon.
AUGGAUCUAUCCUACGCUACAGUCAAUAUAAUGGGUUACAAGAGGCAUUUAGCAGCACAGACUGUUAAAUUACCUCUUAAAUACCCAUCAACGCUGCAGAAAUAUACACCCAAUGAACAAUUUCAUAGACAGUUAGCUAGCACGGGUGAUAUAGUCAAUUUGAGUAAAAUAAACUCCUCAUUCAUUGACCAAAUUUCGUACGUGGUUCUAAAUGAUAUGAAGACUAUAUCUUUUACGCCAUUGAAUUCGCAAGUAAAUAAUUUCCGCUUGAAAUUUCAAAGCUUGCAAGUGGUAUUACCGCAUGAACUUAAAUCAAAUCACUGUAUCAGUGUUUAUUAUGAAAAGCUGGAGACUGAAGAUGAAGGAUGGAUAAUUAUGGAUUUGAUUGAUGAGAAUUAUUUGUUUAUAACAUUGAAAAUAUCUUUAACUGACUUUAUUGUAGAAGAUAACCAGAAGGCCAAAUUCUCAUUAAAUAAUUUCGAUCAAUGGGGGAGAAUAUCAAUACCCUACUCAUUCGAACUAAGAUCACCUCCAUCGUUUAUGAAAGCCAUUGAUUCUCGUAACAUAAUAAUUUCUUUGAAAGACGGUGGAUUAUUGCAUUUACAGAGAUCGGAGCAUUUGAAGGAUUUUGCUGUUCAUAAUUUCAGUGAUCCAACGUCAUUAUUACCAUUGAAUUUUGUGAGUGGCCUAUUCAAGAGAGAUACUUCAAAUCAAGAUAUUGUUCUAGAUGGAGUCUCGUCUAAUUCGCUUGUGGACUUGGUAGCUGUUAGUACUAUACUUAUAACAUUGACUGUCGACAAAGUGUUAAAAUUCUGGAAUCUAGAAAAUCAUCAACAAGCGCGUAGUCCAAUAGAUUUGAAAGAUGAUAAGUCGGGAUCAAGAGCUGAUGCGGCCUGGUUAAGUUCCGUAUCUUCUAGAUACUUGCAAGUUGUUGAAAGUGAAGCGUCCGGUCAUGCAUAUUUAACUUGUCACUACACUACUACAUCUAAUAGUUUAAAACAAAAUUACAAUGAGAUGGGUUUGCUUUUCAAAGCGUGGGAGAUUUUAGAUCAUAAGACUCAAAUAGAAUUGAUUUCCUUAGAUCGCUUGACCUUCCAACCACAGUUGCCAGAUUUGCUAAUUUCCUCACAAGGCGAUGAAGAGACAAAGUAUCAUAAUUCCUUAUGGUUUGUUCAAGAUUUUAGAUGCGAAAGUCGUGGUGAAUAUUUGAACUAUCAUAUUUUAUGGAAAUCAAAUACAUCAUCAAUCCUUGUGACCUAUAAAAUUCAUUUCAAUAAUGGUGCAGUAUCAUCAAUAAAUUGGUCCCAACCAAACAGUUCGAACUCAUUAUCUGAUUCUACUUCUCAUCAUGAUAUUGAAUUUUACUCCAACAAAAUUUUGAAUUCUGAGAGCUAUGAUGACUUGAUUAUUACAACUUCAUUAAAUAUCUUCAGAGAGCAUAUAGGUCUUGAAAGCGUUAGAUAUAAUAGUUCCAUUCGUGAGACUGUUAUCGAGACAAUUGAUAAGGCUGCAAAUGAUUAUCAAGAUCGCAAGUCUUGUUGGUAUAAAUUGGACUGCUUGUGUGAAGAACUUAAGAAAGUAGGUGAAGAAUCAUUAGCAUUAUGCAUAGCCAAUAAGUCAACUAUAUUGACCUUGAAUAUUAAUAAUAUCAGUAUAUUUAGGCAAUCGCAUCACUAUGAAGGAUUCUUUUAUAAUAAGCCAUCAUCCAGUGAAGGUAAAUUGGCAGCAAUAUUAGAACGGUUAACAGUUGCGUUAUCUCCAAAGACAUAUAAUAAAAUUUACCGUGGUGUUCUAAACCUUGAAGCUUCAAAAGUAACUGCUGAUAAGGCUACUAUGUUGUAUGAUACUAUUCUUAAUAAUAAGAUUUCGACAGAUGAAAUCUCUCUGAUUAUGACUGAAUUGGAAAGUAUUCCUGACGUCCUCGAUGUUAUUUCAUCGUUAAUUGAUUCGCGUAUUAAGCCAGAUAACCUUGAUGAAACUAUAAGAAAAUUAAAUCCACUAGCCACUAUUGGUACUUUGACUAAAUUGAAUACACUAGUAACUUUCAGAAAUAUCAAACGUCACCAUGAGUCAAUUUUAUUAAGCUUGGUCGUUUUAUUCUUAAUUUGUGAAGUGAAUGAACAGAUCCUACUCUUGCUUAAUAAAUUAAUUCAAAGAUUAUCCAGUUAUGUUAUUGUUGAUUGUGUUUUCAAUACUUGCUUUGAAUCAGAUAACAUACAUGCUAAAGUAGAAUCGACAGACCUUAGCAAUUCCGAAAACUCGUUAUUUUGGACAGGAUUAGCCAAUAGAAACCCAAGACUUAAUUCUUUGAUUAUAGAAGGUAAAUUGACUGAAAGUUACGAUUACUUUUAUGGUCAUGUCAUUUCAUCAUAUGAUAAAUUUAUUCUUGAUGUUAUUAUAGAGUUAAUAAAUCAUGGUGAAAGUUUAUUAAUUAAAGAGAAAUUCUUCUCUAAAUUAAGUCAAUCAAAAAUCAUCGAUAGAUUUUUGAUCGGGUUAGUUUAUUUAAUCAACAAUGAGCCAUUGGAGUUUUUCCUGAUAUUUGAAAAGCACGAAUUUUUCAAGUUUGAUAAUGAUUCUAUUAAAGAAGAUUUAAAGAAAAAAUUCCUAAACUCGUUGUCUAUCAACCCACGUAUAAAAUCUUUCCUCACCACGAUAUUUUUAAAUGAAUUUGAUGGUAUAGACAGUGAAUUAGGAAAAGCAAACUAUUUCCAUGCAUUAUCGGAAUUAUCAAAAUCACAAGGAAGAGAUUUACGCCAUCGUUCACAUCACCGUCAAAGGUUUAUAACCCCGACUACAAGCGCUAUUAAUGCUGUUACAUCAGCUGAUGGUUCAUCUUCUACUAUUGAAGCGGAGUUCAUAAAUAAUGCGUUGAAAUUUGAAAGAAUUGCUGUUGAAAACUUGAAGAAAAUUAAUAACCCAGAUGAAACAGUUAUCCUGAAUAUUGACCAAUUCUAUCUAAAUAUAUUUGAGAUGGCACUCAGUUCAUUAAAAUAUGAUUUGGUAUAUGAGUGCUUAUCAUAUUUGUCUUCUUCGAAGGUUUCAAAGAUUUUCGAUUUUAAGGAUCUACUUAGUAGGUUCAUAAACAACUUAAUGUUAAAUCAACGUAUAUCCAUUAUUUUUCCACCAAAUUCGAAUAAGUUAUACUCUAGACAUUAUUUAUUAAUUGAUUCGAUACUAUUGGAAACCGCUAACAAUGAGUUAGCAUUGGCUAAUUCUCUCAAGUGUUAUGAAUAUCUUUAUACAUGGAGGCUUUUCGGCCCAACGUUAGAUUCUAGUCAAUUAGCCGAUAAAAGAGGUGCAGCUGAAUCGUUAUAUAUGUUUAUUACGAGGUUUAAGCAUGAGCAAACGAAUUUACUCGCCAAUUCUACAACAGUUGUUGAAGAUAUCAAACAAUAUAAAUUGAAGAUUUUAGAAUUAUACAUGAUAAUUUUAAAUUGUUUGAAAAGCUUCGAUGAUGAUGAAGAUAAGUGGAUUAUAAAAUCAAAAAGUGUUGAUUCAUUAUCAGUUACCAAAUUGGAUGAAAUAAAUUUAGAAUAUUACGAAUGGUUAAGAGAAUUAGAAGACGAUUUGAACUAA